CACGUGGUAUUUAAUCUUUUUAUCUCUCAAAUUCAACCAUACGAAAAUGUUGUGAAUUUGAUGUCUAUAGCAAAAGUCACCAGGUUCGUUGUCAACACAAAUGAAGUUAACUGUUUCAAAGAAACUUGCCUCCGGGUUCUUUCAGCAUGCAACUCACAGUCCCUGCCAGAGGGCAUCUGUGUGCACAGCCCAAUUACCAAACUGGGUCUUGACGAUGACCUUUACUUAACCAACAACCUGCUGUCUCUCUAUGCAAAAUGCUCUGGAGUUGAGGCUGCACGCCACUUGUUCGAUGAAAUGCCUCGCAGAGAUGUUGUAUCAUGGACCGGGAUGCUGUCCGCGUAUGUCAGGAACGGACACUAUCAUGACUCGCUUGAAUUCUUUGAUUCGAUGAUUGUUUCCGGUCAGUGCCCCAAUGAGUUUACACUCUCAAGUGUGUUAAAAUCGUGCUCGUUGUUGGGAGAGUUGGAUUAUGGGACUCGAAUCCAUACGUUUGUGAUCAAGCUUGGAUUCGAGCCAAAUCAAUUUCUUGGUAGUAGUAUGAUUGAUCUGUAUGCCAAGUGUGGUUUAACCGAAGAGGCUUGUAAGAUAUUUAGGGAUAUGGAGAGUGGUGAUACUGUUUCUUGGACUGCAAUCAUCUCUUCAUUGGUCCAAGCUCAGAAAUGGAGACAGGCUCUAGGCUACUACAUGGAUAUGAUAUAUGCUGCUAGGGUUCAUCCAAAUGAGUUCACUUUCGUAAAACUUUUCGCUGCAUCCUGCUCUCUUGGUUUGAACUAUGGGAAAUUACUACAUACCCAUUUGAUAAGAUUCGGAAUGAGGCUGAAUCUGGUCUUGAAGACAGCCAUGGUCAAUAUGUACUCGAAAUGCCAGAAGAUGGAAGAUGCUAUCAAGGUGUUGAAUCAAACAUCUGAAUAUGAUGUGUUGUUGUGGACCUCUGUUAUUUCUGGCUUCGCUCAAAGUUUGAGAGUUGCGGACGCUGUUGCUGCAUUGCACGAGAUGGAGCUCUCUGGAAUUGUACCGAAUAAUUUUACAUACUCUAGUAUGCUGAAAGCUUGCUCAGCGGUUUUGUUACUGGAAUUAGGAAAGCAGAUCCAUUCACGGGUGCUCAAGGCUGGAUUGGAGGAUGAUACUUGUGCCGGCGGUGCAGUAGUUGAUAUGUACUUGAAAUGUUCUGACCUCAUAGAAGAUGGUUUGAGAGCGUUUAGGGAGAUAACAUUGCCGAGUGUCAUCACUUGGACUUCAUUGAUUGCCGGUUUUGCUGAACACGGUUUUGAACAAGAUUCUUUUCAGUAUUUUCUGGAGAUGCGAACAGUAGGAGUCGAGCCAAAUUCCUUUACUUUCUCUAGCAUUCUUCGUGCCUGCAGUACCGUUAAAUCUCUUAGUCAGACACGAAAGAUCCAUGGACGUAUAGUUAAAACCAAAGCUGGCAGUGAUAUAGCUGUUGGGAAUGCACUUGUGGAUGCUUAUGCUGCGCUGGGGAUGGUGGAUGAUGCGUGGCAUGUGAUUAACUCCAUGAUCCAUCGAGAUGCUAUCACAUAUACAGGUUUAGCCACACGAAUGAAUCAGCUAGGUAAUUAUGAAAUUGCACUGGAUGUCAUCGCCCGUAUGCAGACUGAUGACGUUAUGAUGGAUGGGUUUAGCCUUGCAAGCUUCUUAUCUGCAUCAGCUGGCUUGGCAUCAAUGGAAACUGGGAAGCAACUUCAUUGCUAUUCUAUCAAAGCUGGUUUAGGCAGUGGGAUAUCAGUUUUGAAUGCCUUAGUGGACUUAUAUGGGAAAUGUGGGUGCAGAGAUGAUGCACACAAAGCUUUCAGUGAGAUUUCUGAGCCAGAUAUAGUGUCAUGGAACUGCUUGAUUUCUGGAUUGGCAUCGAGUGGAUAUAUUUCAUCCGCUCUCUCCUCCUUUGACAACAUGAGGUUGGCAGGAUUUAAACCUGAUUCCAUUACAUUCCUGUUGGUGCUUUUCACUUGCAGCCAUGGCGGUUUGGUUGAACUAGGUCUUGAGCAUUUUCAGUCAAUGAGAGAAAAGUAUGAUAUAGUUCCACAACUGGAUCACUAUUCCUGUUUAGUUGAUCUCCUUGGCAGAGCAGGGCGACUAGAGGAUGCCAUGGAAGCGAUCAUGACCAUGCCCUUUAAGCCGGAUGCCUUAAUUUACAAGACACUAUUGGCUGCCUGCAAGUUACAUAAAAACAUUUCCCUCGGGGAAUAUACAGCGAGGCGAGGGAUGGAACUUGACCCGUCUGAUCCAGCUUUUUACGUGCUGCUUGCAAGUAUGUAUGAUGAUUCUGGUCAGCCGGAUUUAGCCAAAAGUACAAGACAAGCAAUGAGGGAGAGGGGAUUGAAGAAGAAUGUCGGGCAGUGCUGGAUGGAAAUAAGGAACAGGGUUCAUCUCUUCGAUGCAGGAGAUCGAUCACAUCCACAGAUAAAUGAAAUCCAAGAGAAGGUAGAAUCUCUUAUUACAGAGUUGAAGAAGAGAGGAUACUCGUAUCAAGAUUACGAAGAUUCAUCAUAUCACAUUGAGAAGUUAGCCGUUGCAUUCGGUCUUCUCAAAACACCACGUAACGCCUCCAUACGCGUGUCUAAGAAUGUGCGCAUAUGCGUCGAAUGCCACAGCUUUAUAACGCUUGUAACUCAAGUUGUUGGUCGGGAGAUCAUUGUGAGGGACGGGAACCGGUUGCAUAUCUUCAACAAGGGUGAGUGCUCGUGUAGGGGUACAGGUAAUUUGCGGCAGAAGGAUUCCAUGGACGAAAAUGUUAGCCUGUUGACGAUGUAGCCUUCUGGUUGCUUUUCCGUGUAAAACGAUAAGAACUCAGAAAGCCACAACAAAGAGUUUACAUUAGUUCAUAAC
Pyrus x bretschneideri (Chinese white pear) is the source of this 2844-nucleotide messenger RNA. RefSeq names its product pentatricopeptide repeat-containing protein At5g52850, chloroplastic. The coding region runs from base 61 to 2769 and encodes 902 amino acids. The transcript has a single exon. Gene Ontology annotation, molecular function: RNA binding; protein binding; zinc ion binding. Gene Ontology annotation, cellular component: intracellular membrane-bounded organelle. Gene Ontology annotation, biological process: RNA modification. NCBI's taxonomy places the organism in Eukaryota, Viridiplantae, Streptophyta, Magnoliopsida, Rosales, Rosaceae. The record is from RefSeq and is a predicted model, not a curated record.